UGCUGUUAAAGUGUGACCAGAUUACUCUCUGGACCCACCUUGAAGCUCUCCCUCUUCUUGCAUUUGACAACAGCAGCUGUAGGAGCAGCUCUCUACCCAGACUUUAGGAACCGAUCAUGGCUUUGCGGCCCCGAGCUUCCUCCCAGCCAGGAAAGCUUUCCCUGCUUCAGAUUACCAAGGUAACCUCGUCCCUUCGUCCACGAGCUGUUUCCUCUCGUUCAAGCUCUGUGCUGGAGGAUGAGCUGUCUUGUCCCGUCUGCUGCGAGAUCUUCAAGGAGCCGGUUGUUCUCAAAUGCAGCCACAGCUUCUGCAGGGCCUGCCUGCAGCAGUUCUGGAACAAGAAGAAGGCCAGGCGCGAGUGUCCCAUCUGCAGGAGGAAGUGCUCUCUAACGGAGCCCACAGUCAGCCUUGCCUUGAAGAAUGUGGCUGACACUUUUCUGAGGGAGCAGGAGAGGAGGACAGCUUCAGCCAGUCUGGGGCCGGGGGCCAGCGUGGCAGGGGAGGAAGCAGUCCUGGAGGAGAAGUGUGUGACACAUGGGGAGGUUCUGAAACUCUUUUGCAUGGACGACUUUGAAGUCUUGUGCUGUGUGUGUCACACGUCUAAGAAGCACCAGGGACAUAAAGUGUGUCCCCUAGAUGAAGGAGCCCAGGAUCUGAAGACAGAACUAAAGAAGGACCUAGUCCCCCUGAAGAAGAACCUGCGCCGCCUGUAUGAAGCCAAGCAGGAGUGUGAUGACACAACUGUUCACAUCAAGAACCAGACUCUGGCCACAGAGAAGCAGAUAAGACAAGAGUUUGAGGAGCUUCGAGAUUUUCUCGAGCGGGAGGAGGAGGCGAGACUGGCCAUCCUGAGGAAGGAGGAUGAGGAGAAGAAGGAGCUGGUGAAGAGGAAGUCUGACAGCAUAACCAGAGACAUCCUCACUUUCUCUCAUGCCGUCAUCGCCAUUGAGAAUGAGAUUGCAUCCAGUGAUGCUCAUUUCCUUCAGAAUUACACCAACACAAAGAAACGAGCACAGCUCCCACAGAAGGAUCCAGAAAAAGUGCCCGGUGCUCUUAUAAAUGUGGCCAAGCAUGUGAGCUCGCUUAAAUACCACGUUUGGGCAAAGAUGGUGAAACUUGUUCAGUACACUCCCAUAACCUUGGACCCCAACACUGCCUACUCCUGGCUGUCCCUCUCCUCGGACUUGACCAGCGUAGCCAACAGUGGAUCCCUGCUGCAGCUCCCAGACAACCCAGAGCGCUUUGGUCACUUUGUGUUCGUGCUUGGAUCAGAAGGCUUCACGUCAGGCCGCCACGCCUGGGAGGUGGAAGUGGGCGGUAAGGUGGACUGGAUGCUCGGCGUGGUCAAGGAGUCCAUCGACAGGAAAGGGAAGAUUUCGGGUUGUCCGGAGGGAGGCUUCUGGAUGAUCUCACACUCUGAGGGCGAGUACUCAGCCAUGACGAGGCCUAGCACCCCGCUCCACCUGGAGAGGGACUUGACUCGUGUCAGGGUGCAGCUGGACUAUGAGGCUGGGGAGGUGAUUUUCUCCAACCCUGUGACCAUGAAGCCAAUCUACACCUUCACUGACGUUUUCACUGAAAAGAUAUACCCUUUCUUCUGCCCUGGAGUCAACAUUAAUGGGAGCAACCCCAAACCUCUUAAAAUCUGCCCCGCCAAAGUGGCUGUGUGGAACAGUGCAACCUGGUAAUACAGAAAGCAGGCAUGGGUUUUAUAUUGCAAAUGUUUCAUUUUCCUUUUCUUUUUUCACUAGUGUGAACUGAGCAACUCAUCAAUGCAAACCCUUUUUUGCUUCUUCAUGAGAAGCAGGGUGAGCAUAAGUCCUCCCUCUGGUGGUUAAAAAAACAACUCAUUUGGUCUAACUACCACCACAAGCAUUUUAACUUUAAUCUUAUAAUCCCCCCAAAUAAAAGAGAGAAUUCCAAACCAAAGGAUGCCCCCAAUUUCCAGCCGAUCUGCAAAACCUCCUCCACCUCUUUACCAACUCCAUCACUGAAAAAAAUCUACUUCUAGAUAAGUCAUUUUUUCUUAAAAUAAGU
Messenger RNA from Cyprinodon tularosa, 2037 nucleotides. It is a transcript of the gene trim35-12, whose product is annotated as tripartite motif containing 35-12. The transcript has 6 exons. Gene Ontology annotation, biological process: protein ubiquitination. Lineage: Eukaryota; Metazoa; Chordata; Actinopteri; Cyprinodontiformes; Cyprinodontidae. Bases 117 to 1688 code for a protein of 523 amino acids. The record is from RefSeq and is a predicted model, not a curated record. Gene Ontology annotation, molecular function: zinc ion binding; protein binding; ubiquitin-protein transferase activity.